UGAUGUCACCAAGCACCGGGGGCGACACAGGGCUUCCUCUAUAUAUUCUUCCCGGUUCGAUGAAUGAGAGCAGCGCACCGAACACCAGAAACGCGACUGAGCAAACAAACACCGAACAGAAAAAAACAUGGUGAAGAUCACUUUCCAGCCAGUUUCAGCGCAGAAGCCUGAAAAAGACAACGAUGAAGACAAGAUCAUUAUACCUCAGGCUCAAGAGCAGCUGGUUCUUCCUGGCAGGUCCAAGAAGCCUUUUCCAACGGGCCUCUGCUGCCUCACCUUUGGCCUGGUGCUCUUCAUGUCAGGACUGGUGCUAGCCUCUAUCUAUGUCUAUCGCUACUACUUUAUACCUCAGAUCCCAGAAGACAGCUUGUUCCACUGCCGGGUCGUCUACGAGGACUCUGUGUUUGCUCCUCUGAGGGGUAGGCUGGAACUGGAGGAGAAUGUGGGCAUCUACCUUGACGAUAACUACGAGCAGAUCAGUGUACCUGUGCCACACUUUGGAGGGAGUGACCCUGCUGAUAUCAUCCAUGACUUUCAGAGGGGCCUCACAGCUUAUUACGACAUCGCUUUGGACAAGUGCUACAUCACUGAGCUGAACACCACCCUGGUGAUGCCUCCCCGUAACCUGUGGGAGCUGCUCAUCAAUGUCAAGAGAGGGACGUACCUUCCUCAGACUUACAUCAUCCAGGAGGAGAUGGUGGUGACAGGGAGGGUGAGGAACAUGAGGCAGCUGGGCCCCUUCAUCCACCGGCUCUGUUAUGGCAAAGAAACCUACCGCCUCAGACGUCGGAACCAGCACAGACGUAUCGAUAGGCGUGAGACCAAGAGGUGUCACAGCAUCCGUCACUUUGAGAACACGUUUGUGGUUGAGACUGUCAUCUGUGACAGGGUCUAAAUCUGAGGUGGAAAGCACAGUCAUCCAAGGCCGAAGCCAACUCAAAACCAUACCUCUUCUUUAGGCUUUUAAACGCACUUUAAGAGCACGUUUUGUCCAACAGUUUUUACUUUCUGUCUUUUUUUUUCUGUUUUUUUUUUUUUUGUCUCUAGUUGGAAAUGCUCUUUAAUUGUUCAUGCACAAUGCUAAUGUCUUUUUUUAUUUAGAUUGUCUGUAUAUUUGGAUGAUGUUAUCAGUGUUUGAAUAUCUCUGUAGCUUGUCAAGUGUGUGCAUAGGAUGUCAAUGUUUCAGUGCGUCUAUUUGGGACAUUUUCAUCACAAGUCUUGAUUUGGUUUAAUUUGAGAGUUUUAUUCAAACUUGUCCUAUUUAUAUUAACUAACAGUGCAUUCUGACUGAAGCUGCUUGCACUGUGCACUCGUGUUACUUUUUGUUUCUUUGUUGUUAUUUUAUUUUGUUUGAAUGUCAGAAAAUGGCGAAACAUACCUCAUGUACUUUAGAAGUUUCUUUGCCUGUUGAUAUCAUUGAUGAAUUGUGUACAUAACCUUGAUUGUUCCUAAGCAAUAUCUACUGUAAAUUAAUUUUGAACAUACGGCUACAUGCAUAGAUUUUUAACUGAAAUCGACUUGUUUUGUUAAAGUUCAUUUCUUAAUGGUUUGUCUCUUUUCAUUUCUCUACUCCUUGGAUAUAACGGCUUUAGACUGUAAUUAGUAGCAGUGCUUUAGAGAGACAGAAGGAACCAAAGUCUGUGGUCAGGAAUGCCGUGUGAACAGUGAAGGAUACGAGAGAUUUAGGAAGAAUGCUUUUACUGUAGAUGAAAUCAAAGGCUGAACUCAUUUUGUCUUGCUCCUAUUUACUUGGAACUGUCUUUAGCUCUUGCAAGUUCUCAGUCCUUUCUAUCUCAGCAUUAUAUCCUCUCUAUCAAUGUUGAUUCUUCACAUCUUAAAAAAAGAUCUGGGGUGUCGUUCUUAUGAACAACUGGGAGCAAAUAAGUCUCUUCUGAGAGAGACCUGUAGUAUGUUCUCAUAUUUCAUUGUUCAGUCGAUUUUUCUUGUAAUAUCUUACUGCUUUAAAAAUAAAUGAGAAAACUAAA
Labrus bergylta (ballan wrasse) is the source of this 1985-nucleotide messenger RNA. RefSeq names its product integral membrane protein 2Cb (gene itm2cb). Gene Ontology annotation, cellular component: Golgi apparatus; extracellular exosome; plasma membrane. Lineage: Eukaryota; Metazoa; Chordata; Actinopteri; Labriformes; Labridae. The record is from RefSeq and is a predicted model, not a curated record. Gene Ontology annotation, molecular function: amyloid-beta binding. Gene Ontology annotation, biological process: negative regulation of amyloid precursor protein biosynthetic process.